Molecule: messenger RNA, 1887 nt
Organism: Coprinopsis cinerea okayama7#130
Lineage: Eukaryota; Fungi; Basidiomycota; Agaricomycetes; Agaricales; Psathyrellaceae
Product: dynein intermediate chain
Exons: 10
Coding region: 1-1887 (628 amino acids)
Biological process (GO): transport along microtubule
Cellular component (GO): cytoplasmic dynein complex
Molecular function (GO): dynein heavy chain binding; dynein light chain binding
Source: RefSeq, a predicted model, not a curated record
AUGUCCGAGCAGCGACGCGCAGAAAUCGAAGCCAAAAAGGCUAGGAUCGAAGAGUUUCGACGAGUACGGGCAGAACGCGAGGCAGCGAGGGCAGCUGAGCGGAGGCCACUGAGGGAAGCCGGUGCAUCCCCGUCCAGGAGAGCUGUCGAGGAACUCGUCAAUAGCCUUCUAUCUGAAAGUCCAAGGCAGGGUGGCAAGGCGGAAGCGGAUACCACGGCUUCGGAGUCCAUUGAGAACGCUCCUUCUCCAUCUGGUCCAGAGGCUCAGUCCAUGUCGAGUAACUCUACGGACGACGUGACGAACAUACAGCUCACUCCGCGCUCCUAUACAAAUCUCAUUGAUGUUGAACAAGAGCUGUUCGAGCUGCCACAGAAGGAGCGGAUUGUCUAUAGUAAAGAAGUUCAAGCAACCGUGACCCAGAACGGCACCUACGAGGGAGAGACAGAGGAACAAACCCCAGCCAGGCGCACCACCGAGACGGAAGAAAAGGAGCCAGAAGACGAGGGUGCAAAGUUAGGUCAAGAGAUUCAAGCAGAGAUCCUAGAGAUGACAGAGGAAGAGAGAGUACGCAUUCUCACCGCACCAGAGCUACUCGAAUUUAUCGAAAGGACGUCCAAGAUCGUUCAAAGAGCCUUGAACGACAACUAUGAUCAUUUACGUGACUACACCCUCGACGCUGAAUCUUCGAGCGAUGCUACAGAGGGACGCAUUAAGCGUGUCUGCGAGUUCUUCGACGAACGCUUAGGCAAGAACCGCUCCGUAACGGAUAUUGACUGUCACAACUCUCACUCCCUGAAGUAUCCUGAGCUGAGCGUCGCAUCAUACAAUAAGAAUGGCAGCGCUUUGAAUGAGCCUGACGGUAUCGUCGCUGUUUGGAAUCUUCACCUCCUCGAGCGCCCAGAAUUUGUAUUCCACUCCCAGUCCGAUGUCCUGGCAGUGACAUUCUCACCAUUCCAUCCAAACCUAAUAUUUGGAGGAACAUAUUCCGGCCAAAUCCUACUCUGGGACACCCGUUCAAAGCAUCUUCCCGUUCUCAAAACACCGUUAUCUGCUACUGGCCACACACAUCCUGUGUACGCCCUCCGUGUGGUCGGGACACAGAACGCACACACCUUGGUCACUUGCAGCUCUGAUGGUACAGUUUGCACCUGGCUGGUAAACAUGCUCGCACAACCGCAGGAAACACUGGAACUACUUCAGCCCGGGCACAGCAAGACAAACGAAGUAGCCAUCACCACCCUCGACUUCCCAGCCAACGAAACCUCUACCUUCUGGGUUGGGACCGAGGAAGGAAGUAUUUACCAAGCACAUCGGUACGACCGAGCUGGCGUCAAGGCAGGUCUAAGCCAACAAGAAGUAUACAAAGGCCACCAUGGGCCAGUCCUCGGACUGAAUUUCCACCCUUCAAAUGGACCUGUCGACUUCUCCGACCUCUUCCUAUCCAGUUCGGGAGAUUGGACAGUGAAGUUGUGGCGUGCUCGAUUGGCGGGGAAGCCUAGGUCCCCCAAGACUACAAACCACCUUUCACCACUUCAUUCAUUCGACCAAGCAGAUGACUACGUGUACGAUGCCAAAUGGCAUCCUACUCAUCCAGCACUCUUCGGAACGGUCGACGGCUCUGGCAGGUUCGACAUAUGGAACUUGAACAUCGAUAUUGAGGCCCCAGUAGCCUCUGCGACAGUUGGGUCUGGACGAGGUCUAAAUAAAAUCGAAUGGGAUCGGAAAGAAGGUAGACGGGCUGCCCUCGGCGGAAGCGACGGUCGCCUCUACAUCUACGAUGUCGGCGAUAUGGCUGCUCCACGCGAGACGGAAUGGGUGGACAUGCAAAAGGUCAUCGCAGGUAUGUUAGAAGGACAGAUGAAUGGUAUUACAGAUUCUCGACUAUAA